Molecule: messenger RNA, 1231 nt
Organism: Heterotrigona itama
Lineage: Eukaryota; Metazoa; Arthropoda; Insecta; Hymenoptera; Apidae
Source: the annotation of a GenBank genome assembly
AAUUCCAUUAAUAUAUAUGUAUACAUAUAAUCAGAAGAAUAUUAUUCCUACACUCGGUUCUUUUUAUUAUGUAGUAAAAAAUUUGAAUUCCUUCUUACAAUUAUUUAUUGAAACUUUAAAUUUCGAACGAUCGUGAAACGUAAUAAAUAUGAUGACUAUAAAAUUUAUGUAUCUAUAUUGAAUUGUAAAUUACGAAAUGUUAACCUAGAGAGUUUUCAUAUGACAUCUUUCACGUGGCUUUAACACCUUAGACGGUGUUGAAUUUUUAUGAUAUCAAGUCUGUGUCAUGUAUUGAUCAUUAAACAGAUAUUAAUUAUUUAUAUAUAAAUAUAUUAAAUACUUGUACAUAUAAUUUACAAACAAAAUGACGGUCAAAAAAACUAAAGCAGCAACAAAAGGUGCAAAACAGAUAAUAGAAGAAAAUAAAACAACAUUAAAUUUUUAUCAGAAUAUGAUCAUUGGCGCAAUAGCAAUAUAUUUUACUGUUACAAUGUUGUUUUUUAAUUUUUCAACAUUAUCAACAACAUUAACUGUAUUUUCUGCAAUUAUAUAUAUAGGAAGUUAUCAGUUUAUGAAAUAUAUAGCACAUGUAACAUAUUCAGAAUCUGGACAGCUCUUAGAUUCUGGAAUUGAUCUUAAUAUGGAAGGAGGUAUAGCAGAGUACCAUUGAGAGGAGGUUGGAUGCUAUGGAAGCAAAUAUUAGCUCCAUGGUUUUUUGCUCCUGCUCCAGAGCAACCUGAGAUUAGUGAGAAAAAACAACGGAAGUUGGAAAAAAAAAUGGCUAGGCGGCAUUAAUAUUUUGAUUAGAAAUAAACAUGCAUUUUGUAUAAAUAUUUAAAAUUUUAUGGGUGCAGGAUAAAGUUGAGCAAGAUUAUAAAACAAGACUGCCUAUUAUUUGAAUUUUUUUCAGCCUGCAUUGAUUUCUACACUUUUUAUGUUAUAAAAAGAUCGUUUUCAUCUUUUUUUAAGAUUUAUAAAUUUUAACAUAAAUUACAAGUAAAUUUCUUAGAAAUUGAAUAAUAUUUAUGAGCACUAUCACAUUAAUUUUGGCAACUUUAGUGUUUAACAAAAGAAUUUUACGAAGUGUAAUAUAAAAAUAAACUUUUUAUAAUUUUUUAGUGUUUUCUAUAUUGUUAGACUUCAUCUAUUCAAUCUCUAAUUUUAGAUCAAUUCACUUUACAUACUACUAAAUCCUCUUCGAGAACAUAUGAAAAUUAUUAUUAUUAUUAUU